AUGGCUGUUUCAUUUUCAUCUAUAGGUGAUGAUAAAACAUUUGUAUGUAAUUUCGAAGUCGCUUGAAAUACGUACUUGUUAGCAGGAAUUCUAAAAUUAUAUAAAAAUUUUACAAUAUACAUUUAUUAUUUUACGAGUCUAUCUUUUAUUUUUGGAGAUCAAUAUCCUGGAUUAAUAUAUUAAUAUCAUACGAUAUAUAAUAUCAUACGAUAUAUAAUAUCAUACGAUAUAUAUUAAUAUCAUACGAUACCUGGAAUUUAUAUUUAAAAUAUUUGGAGAAAACAUAUUUUUACGUUGAAUAUUAUCGUUGUUAUUAUUCGGAGUAAUAUUAUUGUCUGUGGGUACGUUACAAUUUUCUUUCAUAUCAGUGUCGAUAUGAUUAAAUUGCGUAACAUUCAUAUUAUUCGAUGACUGCAUAGAAUUUAUAUAAUUUGCAUCUUUUUUAAAUCUUUUGAUGAUAUUCUGAGUUCCCACAUCAAUUAUGGGCCUUUUUUUUCUUAAUAAAUCUGUGCUUCGAUAAUUUAUAUUUGGUCUGUGAUACUCUUUAGAAUGUCUGAAUCGAAGAAAACAAAACGAAAAUUAUCAGAAUAUGAAAAGCCCCAGAGUGAUAGAAUUUUUCUUACGAUAAAAGAUUUUUAUCAAUUUCUGAUUUUAUCUUGUUAAAAAAUUGAUCAUCAUCGUCUGUAGUUACAGUUGCAGUUGGAACACUUGGUUUUUUUUUUAAAUCUUGUCUAGUUAUGUUAUCAGAGCACAUAAUUCCUACAAAUAAAAUAGAAUACAAAUGUUUGGUUGUUCGAAUUAAUAAGUACGAAUUAAAGUUUUAAAAUUUUACUUGAGCUAAGCCUUUUUAAAUCCAUUACAUGACUCUGUUUGAACGUAGCAGCAUUAUUACGCAUUGCAACGCCGUUUAAAUUUAAAUUGUUUGAAUUCAUACGUAUGCCGCACUGCUCCAUUGUAUAUUCUGCAUGACGUAAUUCGUAUUUAAAAAUGAUAAUACCGAAUGUUACAUUUGUAAUUUAUAUACAAUUUAUAUAUAUUUACAAUUUAUAUUUAUAUAUUUAUAUACAAGAUCUUUCUCGCAAAUAAAGCCAUACUGACUUUAAAUGAUUUCGAAUGAUGAAUCACGUAGUACGUAUGACUACAUGUAUCGGAAGAGGAAGAUUUCACAUCUUUAUUUCUUCUGAAUUUAAAAAAAUCACAUGCAAUGCAAAUGAUAUUAUCGUUUUAUUUUAUCUCAUGAAACUUUCAUCCUAUCAUGCUAAAACUAUGAUUUCGUUCGAUCAUAGGAAAGGCUCAGUACAUUAACAUUUAUAUAGACGAGAAUAAUAUUUUUUGUUUUACCUAUUCUUUCGUUUACGCGGCAAAACAAUUAUUUCUAAUUUAAAAAAAACAAAUGUAUUCACAUCAUUGUUUCCUGUUUGUACUUGCAACUUAAUUUUAUUCUAAUGCAGCCAAAUGAAUACUUCGUCUGAUUUUUGUAUAUAUGAAAUUUAUUUGCAUUUAUUCUUACUGUAGUUACGCGAUUGAAAGUACGUGCCGUUUGCAAAGAAAAGAAAAAAAUAAAUUACGCGACAAACGAAUAUCACGGUCUUUUGCACUUUACUUCUGCGUGUUUUGUUGAAACUAAUUAAAAUGUAAAGAUAUGAUAUUCCGUUCGAGCGUGAUCACUGACUGUACAAAAUGCGCGGAAUAGCCGUUUGACGUUCAAAUAAUUUCUUCUAGGUUAACAGAGUUUCGUCAGAUUGAUCGGUGUACGCGAUAAAGGUUAUAAUUUUAAGGUUAUAAUCUUAAGGGAGUUUUAACUAGAUCGGAGCGGCAAACACGACGUUUAACACGAAUUCAUUCAUGCGAAUGUGAAACGAUGCAUUUUGUGACAGCGGUGAAUUUUAAGGUUCUGCCCGUUUUUCGGCAACGUAUGACAAACGUCCGAUCGUUCUGCAGAAAUCAUUGGCCAGCCUACGAGGAACUGUCGGUGCGACCGCAAUUUCAAAAAACAAAGCUUUGCGAAUAUCAUGGAACAUUCGCCAAAAGUAUCCACGUCCGUCGACAAACCGCAGCUAUUAUCUGCGUUAGAUCGUUUGCCACUAAACGAUACAACGACAAAGAUUCAUCUAAUAAUAAUGAAGAUGAUAUCGGUGAUCCAGCUUCAUUACCAGCGACAGUGGUUGUACCAGAAGUGUGGCCCCAUGUUCCUGUUAUAGCAAUCAAUAGAAAUCCAGUGUUUCCAAGAUUCAUAAAAUUAAUAGAACUUAGUAAUCCAAUUCUCAUAGAUUUAAUUCGUAGAAAGGUUAAAUUAAAUCAGCCAUAUGUUGGAAUCUUCUUAAAGAAAACAGAAGAAAAUGAAGCAGAAAUAGUACAAAAUUUAGAUGACAUUUACCCUGUUGGAACAUUUGCACAGAUACAUGAAGUACAAGAUUUAGGAAAUCGGUUGAGAUUAGUUGUAAUGGCACAUAGAAGAAUUAAGAUUGUUGGUCAAAUUUUAGAAGAACUUCCAAAACCUACUCAGGACGACUCAGGUGGCAAAGCAAGCCGUAGAUCAUUAAUCCGUAAAAAAACGGAAAACAAAAUACCAGAACUAGUACAGAAAAUUGAAGAAGUUAAUACUUCUGAAAAUAAAAUAAUAGAAGGAGUACAGGAGAAAGUUGAAGAAAAAGUAAAUCCUUCAACAGAUUCAACAGCUCAAACUGGCAAUCCUCAGCCUUUGUUAAUGGUAGAAGUUGUAAAUAUUACUCACGAGAAGUUCAGGCAAACUGAGGAAAUUAAAGCUUUGACACAAGAAUUAAUCAAAACAAUUCGGGAUAUAAUAAGUAUGAAUCCAUUGUACCGUGAGUCUUUACAACAAAUGUUGCAUCAAGGGCAGAGAGUUGUAGAUAAUCCCGUUUAUUUGAGUGACUUGGGUGCAGCUUUAACAGGAGCAGAUGCACAAGAAUUGCAACAAGUAUUAGAAGAAAUGGAUAUUUCAAAAAGAUUAAGAUUAUCGCUGGCACUUUUAAAGAAAGAAUAUGAAUUAAGUAAACUUCAACAAAAAAUUGGUAGAGAAGUUGAAGAAAAGGUUAAACAACAGCACAGAAAAUAUAUUCUUCACGAACAAUUAAAAGUCAUUAAAAAAGAAUUAGGUCUUGAAAAAGAUGACAAAGAUGCUAUAGGAGAAAAAUAUAGAGAACGUAUAAGAGAGAAAACAGUUCCAAAAGCAGUGAUGGAUGUGCUUGAAGAAGAAUUAAAUAAAUUAAAUUUUUUGGAGAGUCACAGUAGUGAAUUUAAUGUGACGAGAAAUUACUUGGAUUGGCUUACAUCUAUGCCAUGGGGUGUAACUAGUCCAGAAAAUUUAAAUCUUCAGCAAGCAAUUGAAAUUUUGGAUAAAGACCAUUAUGGAAUGGAAGAUAUAAAAAAACGAAUCCUAGAAUUUAUUGCUGUUAGUCAACUGAAAGGUUCAACACAAGGAAAAAUAUUAUGUUUUCACGGGCCACCAGGUGUUGGAAAAACAUCAAUAGCCAAAUCAAUUUCUCGUGCACUUAAUAGAGAGUACUUUAGAUUUAGUGUCGGUGGAAUGACAGACGUUGCAGAAAUCAAAGGUCAUAGAAGAACUUAUGUAGGGGCUAUGCCUGGUAAAAUUAUUCAGUGUUUAAAAAAAACCAAAACUGAAAAUCCACUUGUUCUCAUCGAUGAAGUUGAUAAAAUUGGAAAAGGCCAUCAAGGUGAUCCAGCAUCAGCCCUUUUGGAAAUGUUAGAUCCAGAGCAAAAUGCAAACUUCUUAGACCAUUAUUUAGACGUUCCUGUUGAUUUGUCAAAAGUGCUUUUCAUCUGCACGGCAAAUGUGAUUGAUACGAUUCCAGAACCUUUAAGAGAUCGUAUGGAAAUGAUAGAUAUGUCAGGUUAUGUUGCAGAAGAAAAACUUGCUAUCGCUAAACAAUAUUUAGUACCGCAAGCGAUGAAUGAUUCAGGCCUCACUAAUCAACAGAUCACUAUAAAUGAUAAUGCGCUAAAUUUGUUAAUUAAAUCUUACUGUCGAGAAUCGGGAGUAAGAAGUCUUCAGAAACACAUCGAGAAAGUUAAUCGAAAAGUUGCGUUCAGGGUGGUUAAAAAAGAAACAGAAAAAGUAGAUGUAACUGAGCACAAUUUACAAGACUUUGUAGGAAAACCCGUGUUUACACAUGAUAGAAUGUAUGAAAUUACGCCUCCUGGAGUCGUCAUGGGUCUUGCAUGGACAGCUAUGGGAGGUUCUACUCUGUUCAUUGAAACAAGAGUGAGGAAACCUUCUACAGGAAAGAAAUCAGAGGGCACCUUAGAAUUCACCGGCCAUUUAGGUGAUGUGAUGAAAGAAUCUAUUCACAUAGCUAUGACGGUUGCAAGAAACUUUCUGUCUCAACAAGAUCCAUCUAAUACUUUUCUGAUCGAUUCUCAUCUACAUUUACACGUUCCUGAAGGCGCUACACCAAAAGAUGGUCCCAGCGCAGGUAUCACGAUCGCAAUAGCAUUGAUUUCGCUUGCUAAGAAUCAAUCAAUUAGACAAAAUGUUGCAAUGACUGGUGAACUAAGUCUCAUGGGUAGAGUUCUUCCUGUUGGUGGUAUUAAAGAAAAGACGAUUGCUGCAAAACGAGUUGGUGUAAAUUGUGUAAUUCUACCUGAAGAAAACAAAAAAGAUUACAAUGAUCUUCCUAAAUACAUUACAGACGGUCUGGAAGUUCAUUUUGCCUCAACUUUUGAAGAUGUAUAUCGCAUAUGUUUUGCACCACAGCAAGAAAGUGAUACUAUUCGUCAUGAAAAAUCUUUAAAUCUUGAUAUUUCAUCGCCACAAAGCGCACCACUUUUAGAGAAUUGGCUAAACCAGAUAACAAUUCAUAGGGAAGACGCAUUUGAUAUUUUGGAGGAAGUUCACCAGCCAUAUGUUGGAGUUGUUCCACCAAAAAAUAUAGUUUCCUUUGAAGAUCUUGUGGAGUUGGAGCAGUAAUAUCCAUUGCUUCGUCAUAAAAAACUACAAAAUUUAAGCAAAAUAUAGAUCUCUAAAAUAUAGAAAUAUGUGUAAAAUAUAGAUUUAUGUGGUAGUAUUUACCACAUUUACAUGUUAAAAAAUAAAAAUGAGGUUAGGCGAAAAUAUUUCUUUUUAUUAAGGCUACUCUAAUAAAAUUUUUUAAUUUAUAAUUUUCUAACUAAAAAAUAAUGUAUAAUCAAAGUAUUAAAAAUAUUACUUUAUUAAAAUAUUAUUUAACUAAAGUCUUGUUCACAAUGAACACUGUACAGGAAAUGUAAUAUUCUUUCCAUCUUUUAUCGCAUAAUGUGAACACUGUACAAGUCGUAUUAAUGUAUAUAAAUCUAUGUGACGUCAUGCGGCCUUUACGGUACGGAACUGGCAACUCUGUUUAAUACAUAUACAAAUCAUACUAAAAAUAAUUCUUGGAAUAAAGUUUUAAACAUUUUGACACUUUUGAAUGCCGCAGCUUACAUUUUUAAAAUGAAUAUUAAAUUUCCAAGUUUCUCUUAAUUAUUAAUAUAUAGAUUUAA
Messenger RNA from Heterotrigona itama, 5499 nucleotides. The record is from the annotation of a GenBank genome assembly. Lineage: Eukaryota; Metazoa; Arthropoda; Insecta; Hymenoptera; Apidae.